AUGGUGGCCUUAACAAAGACCUUAUCAAAAUGGUUGGCCAAAAUAACAGAGUCAAAAUGGACGAAACUUUUUGUUCUUGCAUCCAUAACACAAUUGCUUGCUGUAAUUGUAUUAGAAAGCCGAGUACUUCGAAGAAAUAUGGAUUUUAAAGCAAUUAUUAUUCGAAACAUUCAAAACGAUGUUGAUUGUGAUCUUAAUCCAUCAAAAGAUCGUAUGUCACUUAUCAUACAAGAAAAUGCUAUUUUCAUGAUAUUUCAAUUGUUCCAGCUUUAUUUUUGUCUCAAUGCGGUUAUCAAUCAAAAUACAAUUCAAAUCAUUACACUUACUGUUAUAAAUUUUGUCUGUGGGUUCUAUGGCAUUGUUCAAAUCUUUGAAAUAAAAAAAUGGAAUAGUGAUCUUAGUAGUGUUCUAUGUCAAAAUAUUGAUUUUGACAGACAAUUUUCAAGCCAUGAUAUACCAUUAGUAAUCGUUUUAGUUGGGUUCUCAUUAAUUAUGGCUUUCAUAAGUUUCAAAUUAUAUCAACAAUUUGGAUGGAAUAAUUAUAAAAAAAUUGGUGCAGAUAUCAAUGUUCAAAAAAUAUAUAAAGCUACCCUUAUUUUUGUUAUGUUAUUAAAGCUUGAUUUAUUCUUUGUGUUCCUCUUGUCCAUCGAAGUUUUCUUUCUUUUUAGUGAAAAAAGUGAAAAUGAUAAAAAACUUGAAUUUACUUUUACACUUCCAAAAAAAGUUUAUUAUUUUCAUAUGGUUGUGACGAUCAUGAUAUUUUUCUUGGAAAUUCUUGCUUAUCGAUCUUUACGAAAAGAGUGGAGGAAAGGCAUGUUUGCUUAUAUCGUAUUGUCAACAGUUACCAUUGUCGAUUUUGUCAUUAUUUUACGAUCCGCGACAAAUACAGUAAAUAAUAACUGGUAUUUCUUUAUUGUUUUCCUGUCCGUUGCUAUUGUGCUAUGUUUGACAACUUGGUUAUAUGCUGUACUCAUAUUCAAAAAUUUUGGAAAAGGUUUAGCAUUAAUUUUUAAGAAAAAAGAGAAUCAUCUUCAGGAUCCCGAGGUUGGUGGCAGUACUCAAGGCGAAAAAAGAUUUAUAAUCGAGGAAGAUUAA
This is a messenger RNA of Funneliformis geosporum, 1095 nucleotides long. The record is from the annotation of a GenBank genome assembly. NCBI's taxonomy places the organism in Eukaryota, Fungi, Glomeromycota, Glomeromycetes, Glomerales, Glomeraceae.